This is a messenger RNA of Neomonachus schauinslandi (Hawaiian monk seal), 1451 nucleotides long. It is a transcript of the gene SNRNP27, whose product is annotated as small nuclear ribonucleoprotein U4/U6.U5 subunit 27. Gene Ontology annotation, biological process: RNA splicing. The record is from RefSeq and is a predicted model, not a curated record. Bases 30 to 497 code for a protein of 155 amino acids. Lineage: Eukaryota; Metazoa; Chordata; Mammalia; Carnivora; Phocidae. The transcript is spliced from 6 exons. Gene Ontology annotation, cellular component: precatalytic spliceosome.
GGGUAGGGUGAGGUGGCGGAAGAUUCCGAAUGGGUCGCAGCCGCAGCCGCUCCCCACGGAGGGAGCGCAGGCGGUCCCGGUCCACAUCCCGUGAGCGAGAACGCAGGCGCCGAGAAAGGUCCCGGUCCCGGGAGAGAGAUCGGCGAAGGAGCCGCUCUCGAUCCCCGCACAGAAGACGCUCCAGAUCCCCAAGACGACAUAGAUCCACAUCUCCUUCCCCUUCUCGACUGAAAGAAAGAAGAGAUGAGGAAAAGAAAGAAACAAAAGAAACAAAGAGCAAAGAACGCCAGAUUACUGAGGAGGACUUAGAGGGCAAAACAGAGGAAGAAAUAGAAAUGAUGAAAUUAAUGGGAUUUGCCUCUUUUGACUCCACCAAAGGGAAAAAGGUGGAUGGCUCUGUAAAUGCUUAUGCCAUAAAUGUGUCUCAGAAGAGGAAGUACAGGCAAUAUAUGAAUCGAAAAGGCGGAUUCAACAGACCUUUGGAUUUCAUUGCAUGAGAAUUGAAAUGUUAGUAUAUGUGUUGCCGAAGCGAGCAUGAGAAUUGAAAUGUUAAAGAAUGAUUUUUUUUUUCCCUUACCUUGUUCAGAAGAGUGGAUUUUGUAUUUCAUUUUUAAUAUGCAUAAAAAACAGGAUCACAGUCCUUCCUCCUUGUAAAGUAAGAAAAUUUUAUUUAUGAUGUGUGCAGUUCACUUACCCUGACUCACAAAAAGGAAAGUUAAAUACUGCAUUUUUUUUCUUUUAGGAAAUAUCAUUUGGGGCAAUCAUCAGCCCUAUUUUUUGGUUCUUAUUGUUGUGGAAGCUGUAUAUGUUUUCUUCUUGGAUGCUUGUUAGGACUUUUUAAAACACAUAAAAGUAAUUUGGAUGUAAGUUUCUCAAAUAAAGCAGUAUUUCUACCCUUUUGUAUUUGAUAAAUAUUUGUACUGCUAUGUAAAAUUGUCCCCCUACACAGUUUUUAGAUUUAGAUUUCAUUUGUAAUUUACAAAUAACUGGAUUUUUGUAUCUUCUGUGGUUUUUUCCCCCAAUUAUUUCCUCCAUUUAUUGUUUUUCUUCAUUUUAAAAGCAAUAUAUGCUUAUUAUAUAAAAACUUGGGAGAAAUCAAAAAGUAAAAAGAAAAGCCAAAAAUCACCUAUAAUCUACCCCCAGAAACAAUCAAUAUUUUGGUAUAUGUCUUUCCAGACUCCUGUGGUGUAUAUUUAUUGCUCCCACCCAUUAUAUCAGAAUUUAUAUGCUGUUCUCUUUUGCUAAUCUUUUUUCUCCCAGGUACUGUGAACAGUUUUUAAUACUCUUACAUGUUAUUUAGAAAUUUAACUUUUAGUUAAGUUUAGCUACUUGGUGUACCAUAAUUUAUUAACUAGUCUUUUAUGAGCAAACUUUGGCUUCCCUCCCAUGACUUGCUGUUUUAAUUAAAACUGUGAGUAGUAUCCGUGUUACAUAUAUCUUUUUGUACUUUU